Arctia plantaginis is the source of this 747-nucleotide messenger RNA. The record is from the annotation of a GenBank genome assembly. NCBI's taxonomy places the organism in Eukaryota, Metazoa, Arthropoda, Insecta, Lepidoptera, Erebidae.
AUGUCUAUACAAAGUAGACAAGAAAAACUGCUGGAUUCUGCUCAGAUACUAAUGACUCGACAAGAUGACGACUGGGACAUUAUAGGAAAGUCAAUAGGCGUUCAAUUGAAAAAUCUGAGUACCCAUCAACAAUCAAUUGUCCAAAAAAUUAUCAAUGAUGCCCUAUUUUACGGAAAACUUGGCAAAUUGACAGACGAAUCUAUUAUCACUUUAUCUCCACAACACACAGCAUCAAAUCUUUCUCGCAUUUCACAUCGCUCCUAUCAUUUUUCCUCUGGCUCUUCGGUGACAAAUUCAUCGCCCCAACCAUAUUAUCAACAAUAUCCAGUACAGCCGUCCCCUCAAUCAUCUACAGAAUAUAUGAUACCACAGUCCCCUCAAGCAUCUCUACAACAUACGGUACAACUUUCUCCUGAACCAUCCCAACAAUAUAUGACAUUACAAUCUCCUCAACCAUCUUCACAGCUUACGCUACAACCUUCUUUUCAACCAUCCCAACAUUAUAUGAUACCACAAUCCCCUCAAAUAUCUUCACAGCUUACGGUAAAACCUUCUCCUCAGCCAUCCCAACAUUAUAUGACACCACAAUCCCCUCAAACAUCUCCGCAGCCGUAUUCUUCAUCGUCGAACACUGAACCUUUUAACACUGAAUUUCCAAACUGUACAUUUAGUGAUACAACAAUUGAAAUAGGAACUGGCGCAGAUAUGAAGGAUUUUUUGAUCUUCAAAAAAAAAGAACACAAGUAA